UGGCCCGAGUAUCCGCUUCCAGGUCCGCCCGCCCGCGUUGCACGCUGCUCCCGGCGCUGUGCGGCGGAGCCCGGGGCGGCCGUUGCGCGCGAGGUGCCCCGCGGCCCUCAAUCCCCGCCCCGAGGUACAGUUGUUAAAGUGAACCAUGAGUCUUGCAUUGCAUGAUCUGCUUAUGUGUUGUCGUCGCCUUGAAAAUGAGAGAGCUACAGAACGAAGGAAUGAAAUUGAAAAUUUCAAGCGACUCCUCCGUGAUCCUGAAACAGUUCUCCAGCUGGAUCGGAAUUCCGAUUCUAGGAGAGGAAACCAACUCAACUGGGAUGCUGUGUUCAGUGUUCUGAAGAAAUAUUUCCAGAAGGAAAUGGAAAACCUCAGACUGACAAAACCAAAUGCAUCUGCUUCAACCCAGACUUCCAAACAAAAAAGGAUGCAGGAGAUUGGCAGUUUAGUCAAAUAUUUCAUCAGGCGUGCUAAUCGAAGAGGACCCAGACUGGAAUGUCAGGAACUUCUGAACUAUGUCAUGCAUAUUAUAAAAGAUCCAGCAAGUUGUGCUGCUUAUGGAUCUGACUGCAGUAGUAUACUCCUAAAGGAUAUCCUCUCAGUAAGGAAAUACUGGUGUGAGAUAUCCCAGCAGCAAUGGCCAGAUCUGCUGAUACUGUAUGGAAAAUUCUACCUCACACCUUCUGGGAAGAUGAAUAGAGUCUUGGUGGCCAGGAUAAUUCACACACUGAUGAAGGGAUAUUGCUUCCAAACUGAUGAGUUGAGAGCUGAUGUUUUCAGCUUUUUUUCAACAGCAAUGCAGUAUGUGAGGCAGGAGAGAAAUACUGCAGGCCUGGAUCACAUUAUUGCAGCAAUGAAUAUCUUCUUUAAAACAUUUGCUGUAAACUGUCGCAAACGGAUUUGUACAAUUGGGGAAGAAAUUUUGCCUACAGUGCUUUAUAUAUGGACUCAAUAUAGGCCAAAAGAUUCCUUGAAGGAAUCAAUAAUUGAGUUAUUUCUUCUCCAUGUUCAUAUUCAUCAUCCAAAGGGUGCAAAGUCUCAGGAAGAAGGUGCAUAUAACUCAGCAAAGUGGCAAAGUAUUCUACAUAACCUGUUUGAUCUGCUGGUGAAUGAAAUAAAUAUGAUAGGUAGUAGAGGAAAGUAUUCUUCAGGCUCACGUUCUGUUGCUGUAAAGGAAAGUUUGAUUGAGUUAAUGGCUGAUAUUUGUCAUCAGGUGUUUACAGAGGAUACCAAAGUUCUGGAAAUUACUCAGUCGUACACCGUUACACAGUCAGGUGGUGAUGCACUACCCAGCAAGCGCAGGAGGAUUGAGCUCGGCUGGGAGGUAAUUCGGGACAACCUGCAAAGAUCACAGAAGGAUUUUCAUGUCGUACCUUGGUUACAGAUUACAGCUCGAUUACUAUCAAAAUAUCCCAUGAGUUUUCCUAACUGUGAGCUACCUCCGCUGCUCAGUAUCCUGCACCAGUUACUGCCUCAUCAGCGACGAGGAGAAAGGACUCCCUAUGUGCUGAAGUGUCUUACAGAGGUAGCUUUGUGCCAAAAUCAGAAAACUGAUUUGAAGAGCACCCACAAGUUAGAGCUCCAGAGGACAUGGUUAAAGAUUUGGUCUCUUACUAUUCGUAGUAUAAGUUUUCAGCAAAUUGAAACAGAGGUCUUUGGAUUACUUGGAGCUAUGAUUCAAGGGAAUCUUGUUGUGACAGAUAAAGAACUCUGGAAGAUAUUUUCAGGACCGGCAUGCAAGCCUUCAAGUUCUGCAGUAUGUUGCUUAGCAUUAGUGAUGUCUGCUUAUUCAGUGCCAGAAAAUUUGGAUGUAGGAUUGGAACAGAAUAACUGUGAAAGAAAUUUGGAUUCUGUCUUAAAGGAUGCAAUAAUGAAAUGGGUACUUCCUUGCAAUUUGGAGGAAGAAAUAGAAGAAUGUUCGGAAUUGCCUCCUGUGCUCUGCAGUGAUUUCCCUCAUCUUACAUUACAAAAAAUUCUUGUGAGCCUUACAAUGAAGAACAGUAGAGCUGCCAUGGCGUUUUUCCAAAGUGAUGCUAAAUGUGUGCAGCACUUACAGGGGAAAGAAGAAAACAGUUUUUGGGAUGUUGAAGAGCUGUAUCUGCAGACAACAUUUGAUGAAAUGGAUAUUUUCACUAACUUUGCAGUAAAUGUUGCAGAUAAAAAUGUGACUGGUUCAAGACUUGUCAUCAACCAAAGUCUUAGGGAAACACUGGAGUGCUGUCUCUUAGCAAUGUCAGAAAAGCUUUUAAGUAACUAUGCUCCUAAGUCUAAGCUUGUUGCUGUGGAACACCUUGUCCGAUGUGUCAGUCUCUUGAUUGGUGUUCUUGGCUGCUAUUGCUACACUGGUGUAUUUACAGAAGAGGAUGCAUGUAAAUCAGAGUUGUUUCAGAAAGCUAAGUCCCUCAUUCAUUACGUUGGAGAAAGCAUUUCUAACUCGAGCAGAAAACUAAAUGAAGAUGCUCAGCUCGGCUCACUGAGAACUUUGAUAACGCAGUGUACAAAGUGUUUAUGCAAUUGUACCAAGAACAGUGCUAAUAAGAUGGUGUCUAAUUUAUUCCUGCGUUUGUUAACAUCAAAAUUUAUUAAUGAUCUUCUGGAUAUCUGCAAAAAUCUGAUGACUUUUACUGGAAAACCAAGUGAAUUAGGAGAAGUGGACCUAGUGGGGAAUGACCCUGAGGAGAGUAUGAUGGAAGCAGAUAAUCAGAUAUCUGAUGAUCUAUUUGAUGAUCAUUCAGUGACUGACAUCAGUGAUACAAAUGAGUCUGGUGAGAUGCAAAAUAUAACAGGUGCUGUGAGCCCACUAGCUGAAGAACAGUUGACAAAGCAGGAUUUACUUCACCUUGAAAUUCUGAGAUUCUUAUGUGUUUGUGCAACUACUGUCCAAAUUCAGACAGUGAGCUUCCGAGCCUCUGAUAUACAAAGGAAGCUGUUAAUGCUCAUUGAUGACAGCAUCUUUGAUAGCGCUAAGCCACUGCAUCUGCACAUGUACUUGUUGCUCUUGAAGGAGCUCCCUGUUGAAGAAAACCUCCUGCCUGUAGAUGAAGUUCUUAAGCUUCUUACACCUCUUUCUGAUGUAUGUUCUUUGUACCGCCGAGACCAAGAUGUGUGCAAAGAAAUUCUAAAUAAUUUGCUACCUAUAGUAGUAAAUUUGGCCCAGUCCAGUGCACAAAGUGAAGAGACAAGGAUUGCACAAGGGCGAUUUUUGACAGUUGUUGGAGCCUUUUGGAAAUUAGCUCAAGGAAAGAGAUGCACAGCACCAGUAAGAGUGGCACUUUUAAACUGCAUGAAAGCCCUGCUUGAGGCUGAUCCUUAUUCAAAGUGGGCUAUCCUUAAUGUAAAAGAUGAAGAUCUUCCUGUGAGUGAGGUUUUCCCACAUUUUCUUGCAGAUAGUCACCAUCAAGUUUCUAUUCUUGCUGCAAAGUCAAUUACCAGUUUGUUUCAAGAUGUGAAACAGAGAGAUUCUUCUGGAUUGUCAAAACCUCUUCCCUUGAAGCUCCAGCAAAAGGCUUUUGAGAAUUUGUAUCUCAGAGUUCAGGAAGGAAUGGGAAAUCCGUUCAGUGGUGAUGCAAAUCCUGAAGACGUUUUGGACAAACAAUGUAAUAGGAAAGCAGUUUUGCUGAUGCUUAUAACCAUGGUUCUGUGCUGCAGUCCUGUAUGUGAAAAGCAAGCUUUGUUUGCUAUUUGCCAGUCUGUGAAAGAGAAUGGAUUAGAACCUCACCUUGUGAAAAAGGUUUUGAAGAAAGUGUCUGACAUUUUUGGCUAUAAGAAUAUAGAAGACUUCAUGACAUCACACUUGGACUAUUUGGUGGUGGAGUGGCUGAAAAUAAAGGACAGUGGAUAUAGCCUGUCUGCCUUUCCUUAUGUUCUUCUGAACUAUAAUGGUCUUGAGGAAUUUUACAGGUCUUGUUAUAAAGUUUUGGUUCCACACCUGGUGAUUAGAAGUCAGUUUGAAGAUGUGAAAUCACUUGGUAGCAAGAUUGGAAAAGACUGGAGGCAAGUUCUGGCAGACUGUUUUCCCAAGAUACUUGUGAACAUCCUCCCACAUUUUGCCUAUGAAAGCCACGGUCAGAGGGAAGUAGCAGAGCAAAGAGAGACAGCUUCUAAAGUCUACGAUGUGCUCAAGGAUGAAAACUGCUUAGGGAAACAGCAAAUCGACAAUUUAUCUCAUAAUAAUUUAUCAGAGAUUGUGGUUGAACUUCUGAUGACUUUACAUGAACCACCUAAUGCUAAGGCAGAAGAGGGAUCUCAUCUAAGUAAAUAUGUUAGGGAAUUGGAUCCUGUUCCUAAUCCUCCUCAUUUUCCUUCUUAUGUGAUUAAGGCAACCUUGGACCACAUUAGCAACUGUCAUAAAAGCAAACUAAAAAGUCUCAUUGCAGUUCUUUCUAAAAGCCCUGAUUCUUUCCAGAAAAUUCUGCUAGCCCUUUGUAAGCAUGCAUCAGAUACAAACAAUAUAUACAAGAAGCACAGAGUUCUUAUAAUUUAUCACUUCUUUGUUAGUCUAUUACUCAAAGAAAUAAAAGAUGGUUUAGGAGGUGCGUGGGCUUUUGUCCUCCGAGAUGUGAUUUAUACCCUGAUUCACCACAUCAGCAGCAGACCCCCUGUCUUUAGAGAUGUAUCCGUGCGCAGCUUUUCACUCUGUUGUGAUCUUCUUCAGCAUGUUUGCCACACAGCAGUUACGUGUUGCAAUGAUGCUCUGGAGAGCCACCUUCAUGUUAUUGUAGGAACACUGAUACCUCUUGCUGUGGACCAGCCUAAGAUUCAGCCACAGGUCUUAGGCUUGUUGAAGUACCUGGUGAUAGACAAUAAAGAUAAUGAAUAUCUCUACCAAGCAAUCAAACGCUUAGAUCCUUUUCCUGAAUACCCUGCUUUUGAAGAGCUGCGAACGACUCAACUGAAGAUAAAAUACAGUAAAGGGCCAUAUUCUCUUUUGGAGGAAAUUAAUCGCUUUCUCUCAGUUAGUGUUUGUGAUUCACUGCCCUCAACACGACUUGAAGGACUGUAUGAUUUACGUAAACAGUUGGAACAAUAUAAGGAUCAGAUGAAGGACCUCCUGAAGAUUUUUCAGGAAAAACCAGAAGAUUCUGUAAUGGUGAAGCUCGUGGUGAGCUUACUGCAGCUGUCAAAGAUGGCAGUUAAUCAUGCAGGUGAAAAAGCAGUGCUGGAGGCUGUUGGAAGUUGCUUGGGAGAAAUAGGUCCCAUGGAUUUCUCCACCAUAGCUCUUCAGCAUGCUGAAAACGCACUGGAUUCUAAAGCAGUGGACUUGGUUGAAGAUAGAAAGCUUCAGUGGGUCUUCAUAAUGUUAACACAAAUAAAUACUGCUUUAACAGAUAAUUGUAUUGAUGUUAGAUCUGCUGCUGUUUCCUGUUUGAAAAACAUACUAGCCACCAAUUCUGGCAGUGAAUUUUGGGAAGUUUAUAAAAAUAAAGGUGAUCCCAUGUUAAUCUAUCUACAACCUUUCAGAAUGUCCAAGAAGAAGGUUUUGGCAAUGCCAACAAACGAUUCAGAGGCUUCUUCAGAAUCUUUGGAUGAUACAAACCUGUGGAUUCCUCUGGGAGAAAGUCACGAAACCUGGAUCAAGAACUUAACCCGUUCAGUACUGGACAGUGGAGGCGUACAAAAUGAAGUUCUCCAGUUAAUGAAGCCACUGUGUGAGGUGAAAACGGACUUGAGUCAAACUUUGCUUCCAUACCUGAUUCAUGAUAUCCUUCUUCAUGAUUCAAACGAAUCUUGGCGAAAUACUCUGUCGGUUCACGUACGGAAGUUCUUUACUGCCUGUUGCAGAUUUGCCUCAUCUAGUAGAUCUGCUACACCACCAAAUUCUGACUCAGAGCAAGAAACCCAUGUUCUUAGAAGUUUGGAUAAAGUAUCUCGACGAACCAUGCUUGCUGUUGUUGAUUACUUAAGGAGGCAAAAAAGAUCUGUUUCAGGUACAGUUUUUGAUGACAGCUUCUGGCUAGAUCUGAAUUAUCUUGAGGUUGCUGUAGCAGCACAGUCUUGUGCUGCUCACUUCACAGCCCUGCUCUAUGCAGAAAUCUACGCAGACAAGAUAAACAUAGACAAACAGCAAGAAAGGUCUUCUUUUAAAGCAGCUAAAAGUUUGACAUUUGAAGAAGAAAGUGAAAAAUCAACUAUUGCUAUUUUGAAUGAAAAAAGUAAAGAAACUGGCAUAAGUUUACAGGACCUUCUCAUGGACAUAUACAAAAGUAUUGGAGAGCCUGACAGUCUCUAUGGUUGUGGUGGAGGAAGAAUGUUACAGCCAUUAGCACGGAUAAGAACAUAUGAGCAUGAAGCAGUAUGGGAUAAAGCCCUUCUAACAUAUGACCUUGAGGCAGCCCUCUCUCCAUCUACUCGCCAAGCAGGGAUAAUAGAGGCUUUGCAGAAUUUUGGGCUUUGCCACACUCUUUCCAUGUAUUUAAAAGGACUGGAACAUGAAAACACUGAGUGGUGUGCAGAACUACAGGAAAUACGCUACCAGGCAGCAUGGAGGAAUAUGCAGUGGGACAGCAUCUCAUCUCUCAAGAAUGAGACUGGUGGAUCAGGGUACCAUGAAUCAUUGUAUGAUGCUCUUCAAUCCUUACGAGAUAAAGAAUUUUCUACCUUUUAUGACACUCUUAAGGUUGCCAGGGUGAAUGAAGUGGAAGAGCUGUGCAAAGGCAGUCUCGAGUCUGUGUAUACAUUAUAUCCAAGUCUUUGCAGAUUACAGCUCAUUGGAGAGCUGGAAAAUAUAGGUCUGCUAUUUUCCAGACCUGCUACAACUCAACAACUGAAUGAUAUUUAUUUGAAAUGGCAGAGACAGUCCCAGCUUCUUGAGGACAGUGACUUCCAUUUCCAGGAACCUGUCAUGGCUCUGCGCACUGUAAUUUUGGAGAUCUUGCUUGAAAAGGAGCAUGAAAGUGACAAAAGAGAAUGUAUUAAAGACAUUCUCACCAAACAUCUCAUGGAGCUCUCUAAAUUGGCAAGAACUGCUAAUAAUACUCAGCUUCCAGAAAGAGCUAUGUUUCAGAUCAAACAACACAACCCCACACAAUAUGGAGUUUCUGAAUGGCAGCUGGAAGAAGCUCAGGUUUUCUGGGCUAAAAAGGAAGAGAGCCUUGCACUGAAUAUUCUGAAAGAGUUGAUAAAAAAAUUAGAUGCAAAUUGGUUUCAGGUGGAGAAUGAUCCUCACCUGAAAUUGAUGUAUACAGAGUGUCUGAGGCUAUGUGGAACCUGGUUAGCAGAAACAUGUUUGGAAAACCCUACAGUCAUCAUGCAGAAAUACUUAGAGAAGGCUGUGGAAAUUGCUGCAAGCCACCACGGAGACAACAGCGAUGAACUGAAGAAAGGAAAGACAAAGGCUUUCCUGUCUUUGGCUCGUUUCUCGGAUAAUCAGUACCAGCGAAUUGAGAAUUACAUGAAAUCCUCAGAGUUUGAAAAUAAGCAGGCAUUACUGAAGAAGGCCAAGGAGGAGGUUGGCCUCCUGAGGGAGCGUAGAGUUCAGACCAAUAGAUAUACAGUGAAGGUUCAGAGAGAGCUUGAGCUGGAUGAAUGUGCCAUCCAUGCCCUAACUGAGGAUCGUCAGCGUUUCUUGUGUAAAGCAGUGGAGAACUACAUCAGCUGUUUGCUCAGUGGAGAGGAACAUGACAUGUGGAUCUUCCGACUGUGUUCCCUAUGGCUUGAAAAUUCUGGAGUUGACAGAGUCAAUGAGAUGAUGAAGAAAAAUGCAGAGAAAAUCCCUUCUUACAAGUUUUUGCCUCUGAUGUACCAGCUGGCUGCUCGAAUGGGAACCAAGAUGAUGGGAGGUCUAGGAUUUCAUGAAGUUCUGAAUAAUCUGAUGUCCAGGAUUUCACUGGAUCACCCACAUCACACUUUGUUUAUAAUACUGGCCUUGGCAAAUGCUAACAAAGAUGAACUCCUGACAAAAACAGAUGCAAAAAGAAUAAAUAAGUUAAUUAAAAAUGCACCAAAAGAAAUUUCACAACUUGAUGUGGACCGAAUGGAGGCUGCUAGAAAUAUAAUCAACAUCAUAAGAAAAAGGAGAGCUCACAUGGUUAGAGAUGUAGAAGCGCUUUGUGAUGCUUACAUCACGUUAGCAAAUGUAGAUGCUACUCCAUGGAAAGCCCAAAGAGGAGGAAUAAGUAUUCCAGCUGACCAGCCAAUUAUUAAACUGAAGAACCUGGAGGAUGUUGUUGUUCCUACCAUGGAAAUUAAGGUGGAUCCCACAGGAAGAUAUGAAAAUUUGGUGACAGUAAGGUCUUUUAAGCCAGAAUUUCACUUAGCAGGAGGUCUGAAUCUGCCAAAAAUAAUCAAUUGUAUAGGAUCAGAUGGUAAAGAAAGAAGGCAGCUGGUGAAGGGCCGUGAUGAUCUGAGGCAAGAUGCUGUUAUGCAGCAGGUUUUCCAGAUGUGUAACGCAUUGCUCCAGCAGAACACAGAAACGCGGAAGAGAAAAUUAACCAUCCGAAGAUACAAGGUAGUUCCCCUUUCGCAGAGGAGCGGUGUGCUCGAGUGGUGCACAGGAACAACCCCCAUUGGGGAGUUCCUUGUGAACGCUGACAAGGGAGCCCACAAGAGAUACAGGCCUCACGAUUACUCCAGUUUGCAGUGCCAGAAGAUAAUGAUGGAUGCACAAAAGAAACAUUCUGAAGAGAAAUACAACAUCUUCAUGAAGGUCUGUGACAAUUUUCAACCUGUGUUUCGUUAUUUCUGCAUGGAAAAAUUCCGGGACCCAGCUGUGUGGUUUGAGAAGCGAUUGGCGUACACUCGCAGCGUGGCUACAUCUUCUAUAGUUGGCUACAUCCUUGGACUUGGAGACAGACAUGUUCAGAAUAUCCUGAUAGAUGAACAAACUGCAGAACUGGUGCAUAUAGAUUUGGGAGUUGCUUUUGAGCAAGGUAAAAUCCUUCCCACACCAGAGACUGUUCCAUUUAGAUUAACCAGGGACAUUGUGGAUGGAAUGGGCAUUACUGGAGUAGAAGGAGUCUUCAGAAGAUGCUGUGAGAAAACAAUGGCUGUCAUGAGAAACUCUCAGGAAGCUUUGCUGACUAUUGUGGAGGUGCUGCUCUAUGAUCCCCUUUUUGACUGGACCAUGAACCCUUUGAAAGCUUUAUAUCUGCAGCAGAGACCAGAGGACGAGGCUGACAUGAGCUCUACUCUCGGUGCUGAUCCACGAGCAUGUAAAAGGAAAGCCAGCAGUGAUGACCAGAGCUUUAACAAGGUGGCUGAGCGCGUUCUGAUGAGACUUCAGGAGAAGCUGAAGGGCGUUGAAGAGGGAACGGUGCUCAGCGUGGGAGGGCAGGUGAACCUGCUGAUACAGCAGGCCAUGGACCCUAAAAACCUGAGCCGCCUCUUUCCUGGCUGGAAACCCUGGGUGUGACUUGGAAGGAUCCAGUGUGUUUUUGGAAGAGAUUAUUUUUCAGCAGCAAAUGUCUUAGCAUUUCAGAUUUCUAUUUGCAUAUUAAACAUUGGAUCAGGUGAACUGUAAAUGUUUAUAUGUAUCAGUAUUAGGUGGAUGGCUUUGGGUGGUUUUUUUCAUUAACUUGUUAUCAAGAAAACAUUUUCUUCCUCCACUUAUGUUUGCAAUACAGCCUAAAAGCAAGCAGUGCUUUGCUGUUUUCUGUGGCUUGCAGGGACUUUGCUCAUACAUAAUGUUCUUAAAGCCUGAGGAUCAUCACUCGUCUAACUGAUCGAUAUCGAGUCUUGCAGGUAAUAAUUUGGCAUAGUAACAUGGCUGUGCAGAAUGGACAAUCUGAAAAGCAGGCAUGAUGAAAUAAGUGACUGGAGUACAUUUCAGGAGUGAGGGGAAGGGAACGUACGUUAAAGAUAAUGCCACAGUGGUAGUUGGCAGAAGUGCAACUGAAAACAGGAGAACUUCCUGUUUAACAAGCUGGAAAUUCAGGAUAUUUUUCUUAGCUUAGUUAAAUGGGAUAUGACCCUUGAGCCAGGUGUAAUACUGCUGCUUUUUUCCUGGUGGAAAAUUCCUGGUGAAAUUAUGCUUGUAUUUUAUUUUUAUAAAUCACUUGUUUUCUAUUUUGCUAUAGUGUUACUAUAAUACUGUAAAAUAUAUGUGUAUAUAUAUUUGUUUUUGUAACUAACUCUUGUGAUAAAAGAGACUGGCUCUACACUGGUGUACAAGAUGUCCCUCUGAGACAGUCAUUCUGUAUCUGGAGUACCUUCAGGAACACUGAUGUUAUGUUUUGAGUACAAAAAGCAAUAGUAGUUGUACUCAUUUUUACAGACAACAUUGCUGCUUCUGAAAUAAAAGGAAAUAAAAAGGCUCAUCAGUGCAUGCUGAUAACAGAAGAAUCUCCUCAAACAACAAUCUCAUUCAUACAUCUAAUAAAGUUUUCCAAAUCA
Molecule: messenger RNA, 10326 nt
Organism: Lagopus muta (rock ptarmigan)
Lineage: Eukaryota; Metazoa; Chordata; Aves; Galliformes; Phasianidae
Gene: ATM
Product: ATM serine/threonine kinase
Exons: 63
Coding region: 146-9346 (3066 amino acids)
Biological process (GO): DNA repair
Molecular function (GO): protein binding; protein serine/threonine kinase activity
Source: RefSeq, a predicted model, not a curated record